UAUUUUGAAAUAGCACGCACGGGAAAUCGGAAGGGAAAAUCAGCUGGAAUCCACGGAAAUCCUCGACAGGGCUACAUUUCUUUGCGUAGCUAGCGAUUUAUCUGUCAGCCCGUGUUUUUUUCCGCUGCCAUCGGGUUUGCUGAUAAGACGCCACCCUGGCGAUGUCGGAGUCGUACGAUUUCCUCUUUAAAUUCCUGGUGAUUGGGAAUGCUGGGACGGGCAAAUCCUGCCUGCUGCACCAGUUCAUAGAGAAGAGAUUUAAGGAUGAAUCUAACCACACAAUCGGUGUGGAGUUUGGCUCAAAGAUCAUCAGUGUGGUCAACAAGACGGUCAAACUGCAAAUCUGGGACACAGCAGGACAAGAACGCUUCAGGUCUGUGACCAGAAGUUAUUACAGAGGCGCAGCAGGCGCUCUACUCGUCUACGAUAUCACCAGCCGAGAGACGUACAACGCUUUGACCACUUGGCUGAGUGACGCCAGGAUGCUGGCCAGCCAGAACAUCGUCAUCAUCCUCUGCGGGAACAAGAAGGACUUGGACGCCGACAGAGAAGUCACGUUCCUGGAGGCGUCGCGGUUCGCUCAGGAAAACGAGCUGAUGUUCCUGGAGACCAGCGCUCUAACCGGGGAGAACGUUGAGGAGGCGUUCGUACAGUGUGCUCGGAAAAUCCUGAACAAGAUCGAGUCGGGGGAGUUGGAUCCAGAGAGGAUGGGGUCAGGCAUCCAGUACGGCGACGCCGCCCUGCGACAGCUCCGUUCUCCUCGCCGCGCUCAGCCGCAGGGCGCUCAGGAGUGCGGCUGCUAGUGGACUGUGUGCAUCAUACCAAAUCAAGGGUUAUGAAGACCAGAAGAAGAACAGCCAUGGAGGACCUAACGGUGUUGGGUUUCGGUUGCACGGACCCUUCCAGAGUCUUUAUUUUCAUUUCUGCAUGUGCAGAGAGCUGAGAAGUCCUUCCGGCCCCCCUUCCUCUCCCCCCAACUGAGAAGGCAACCACAGAUCGGCCACCCCUCCCAGCAGUCGGCUGCCUCACCGGACCAAACCCCCCCCCCCCAGCCAAGUCAAACACUUGCAUGUGUCUCCCGUCUCUCUCCUCACAAUCGCGCUGUGUUCCCCUGGGAUCCAGCCUGGCCUCCUCCGCCUUCUUAUUCUGAACAGUCAGCUUUAAAUGAACAAGAUUUGAAUGGAUAGUUUGCUAGUAAAAUAAGGAUGGCUUUUUUUUUGAAUGCCUGAAGGCAAACAAGGUGAAUUUUGUCAUUCGAUCGUUGGCAUGGUAAGAAAAUAACUCUAAAGCUCCUGAGCUACUAUACUCGCCCUCGCUUUCAGGCACUCUUUUUUUUAAUUUUUUCCCCUCCCUGGUUUUAAACACUCCACUACAAGUGGCCCUCAUUAACACCUCCACAGCUAACCCCCACCUCCUUCAUUUCUCAUAUUAAAUCCUCCUCUGUUUUCCCUCUUUCGCUGUACAGAGUUUCUGUAUAUAGAGAUUGACGCAUGCUUCCCCCAGACGGAGUGUUUUUAUUAUCGGAGGUCCUCCAUCUGUAUUAAAGUAGAUAUCAUAUUCAUGGUUUUUACGCUCCACUGUAUAUUUAAGCUGCAUCACACUGGCUCCCUUGUGCUCCGUGUUUGGCGGACGGGUCACCAUUCUAACCAGUUUACCGGUUGUGUAACACACGUUUGUCCAGCAGCUUAUGACGACUGACAGAUCUCUCACUAAUAAUUGUUGCCUGUUUACAUGAAUACCUGACUGACUGUUGCCAGCUCCUGGCGGAUACUAACCGAUCACGUCUGCAGUUUUGAAUCUUAUCUGAGGUGCGCUAUUAUUUAUUUUCAUCUUUUAAGACCUUUUUUUUAGUCUAACGUGUGUCACUUUGCUUUAAAUAUCAUCGUCUUAUAUCGCUUUAUUAAAGCCAUAAUAAGCACUAAACGUUUUACAUCGUGCACACUUCACACUAAAGCAACUUUUUCAUAUUUAGUCUGUGAUAUCCGGUGGUGGCUUUUACUGUUUCACAUCUGCUUGUUUUUGUUGUUGUUUUGUUUUGUGUUUGUUUUUCUGUCAUCAGGUCCUUUUUUAAAUGUACAUGUAUAUCUGUUUUGCUAUCAUAAUUAUCAUAGAUUUGAAAUUUAUUAUUUAUGAUAAAUGGCAUAUGUUUUUGAAAUAAAACCAACAACAAAUACAA
Messenger RNA from Fundulus heteroclitus (mummichog), 2176 nucleotides. RefSeq names its product RAB4a, member RAS oncogene family (gene rab4a). Gene Ontology annotation, cellular component: endosome. Gene Ontology annotation, biological process: regulation of endocytosis; Rab protein signal transduction. The record is from RefSeq and is a predicted model, not a curated record. Gene Ontology annotation, molecular function: GTPase activity; GTP binding. Lineage: Eukaryota; Metazoa; Chordata; Actinopteri; Cyprinodontiformes; Fundulidae. The transcript is spliced from 8 exons. The coding region runs from base 162 to 803 and encodes 213 amino acids.